CGGCGGCCACGUUGACAGGGCGGGAGCCGCGCCGGGCCCUGUAGUGCAGCGCGGGGCAGGCUGGGCGCCGGCCGUUGUUGCUCGUUGUCGGGGUGCGCGGUGCUGGAGCUGGGCCACAGUAAAAAUGUCUUCGCCUCCUAAAGAGAAAGCAGAGACGCGGGCCGGACACCCUCCUGCUGUGAAAGCUGGUGGGAUGCGGAUCGUGCAGAAGCACCCACAUAAUUCUGACGCCAAAGAAGAAAAAGAUAAGGAUGACCAAGACUGGGAAACCAGCAGCCCACCUAAACCAACGGUGUUCAUCUCUGGUGUCAUUGCUAGGGGCGAUAAAGACUUCCCUCCAGCUGCGGCUCAGGUGGCUCAUCAGAAACCACAUCCUUCUGUGGAAAAGCUUCCUCACCCACAACAUGUCAAACAGCACAUCCACCAGCCUCGCAAGUGAGCUCUCUAUGAAAAAUCUCAGCCAAACUGCCAUCGGUGAAUAAGUUUUUUUUCCAAGAGAAGACAAAAACCCGUUAGGAUUCACACUGUCAAAUCAGUAAAUUGAUCUCUAAAAUAAUAUGCUGGCUUUUUCACUUUAAUUCUCGAGAGUUAAGAAGAAUGUUCAGUUGACUGGUUGUUAUCCCAGAUGGAAAAAUCUCUUUUAAGUAUUUGUCGAUCAGGGGUGGGGUUUUUAUAAGAUUUUCUUAUUGCCAAGAUAAAACUUCAGUGUGAAUGAUACGAUUAAUGAGCUUAGAACUUGUACUUUUAGCUGUGGCAUUGCAAUAGCAGAUAGUUAUGUAGCUUUUGUGCUGAGGCGGCGAGGAAGAAUAGCCCUUUUGUACUGGUACCUUUAUUAUCUGGAGGGAGUUUUGUUGUGUGUGCUGAGACAGAAACUGGUGGUUGUUUUAAUUCUACAGAACCCUUGCACUCUUCAGUAUCCUGCAAUGUUACAUCCCAGUGACUGUGCCCUCUGAUUUCAACUAGUCAGAUGAUAAAAGGCCCAAAAACAUUCCCAAAUGGGCAGAAAUCCAGAUGAAUCUUCUUUACACCCCUUUCUGAGGUUCUUCCAUUUGGAAGUCUGUAGAUACGAGAGGGGAGAGAAAUCAGAGUUACCAGAACACUGCUGCUGUAGACAACUGAUUUAUGAUCUCACAGAUCUCACUGGGGAAUGUAUUUUUAUGAGGUGAUGACUUCUCAGUUCCAAUAACAAGCUGAAGGAACUUGGGACCCUCUAAAAUUGAACUUAAACUGGUGAAAAAUCUGUUUCCUUUUUUAACUUACAAUUUGAGAUAAUUGCUUGAAAUUAAGAGAUGGCAUUAGUGAAUGUGUUUAACUUUAUGACCCAACCUCCGUUGUGCACCAUAUUUUUUCCUAGUCCUAUUACUGUGAACAAGGACAGUAGUGAUAUGAGGAAAUUAGAAAGUUACUUUUCAAAUAGAGCAAUCGGAUUAGCUUUGGCCACAUAAUUAAAUCUUUUGAUUGCGCAGUUCAAAGUCGCUUAGCUCUGUCGUUUUCUUAUGCAACUCAUCUCUGUAAAAGCCAGGAAAGAAAAUUUUAAACAUUCCACCUACAUUUUUCAAGUGUACUUCUAUUUUUAACUGACUGUAUAUACAGUACAGCUUUUAGUACCCUCUAGGCUUAUAAAACUUGUAAUAAUGUCCAAAAAAAAAGUGGAUACCAGAACUAGUGCUGCAAACGUUAACCUGGUAAACUGGUGAAGGUUUGGGGUCACUUAGGGCUUUGCUAGUUCAUUUAUGUUGGAGGUCAAGUAGUAUAGAAAACCAAUGAGGAGAGGUUUUAAACUACUCUCUUUCAAAAUUUCGACAGAUUAAAUAAUUAUUCCCCGAGCAGCUGAUUGAAACCAACAAAAAAUGUGUGAAAUACAGCCCAUUUGCAACAGACCAACUCACUUCAUGUGGGUCAGAGGGACCUGACUUUUCCAUGUCUUUGUAGACUUGAAAUGGAAAUGAUGUUUUACAAAGGAUGUGCAUGGUUCUAUUUAUUCUACACCCAAGGAAGGAUGUACAAUCUGUAUAUGCAGCCCUUAUUUUUUCAGUUUGAGUAGAUAACAGUACUUGCCUUAAGGAACAAGCAUUGUUUAUAAGAGUUAAUUCUCUUAGAACAGGCACCAUUUUAGAAACACGUUUUCUGUUUCUUGUAUCGGUACAUUUGGGGCCUUGCUUUUGAGUGUGCAUAUGACUCACACAUGAGUAACUCAUUCAUAAAGGUAGCAUUGUGGAGUAGGUGCAGGAGGUAAUUCAUUGGCAGAUUCGGGAGGGAAAGCGGUGGCGUGUCACGGAUGGUGCUGCUGGUAGCUGUCAGGGUGCUGUGUCAGCAGCGAAGAUCAUCGCAGUCACUUGCUACCAGGAGCUGCUGGCUUGAGAGUUAGCUGGGUGGGAUUUAGCUCUCCUAGGUGUGUGUCUACGUCUGAAGUAGUGUCUAGACUCAACCUGUAAUUGAUGGUGAUGUAGGCAAGACAGUUGGGAGAGUUUUAAGUAUGGCAUCUUUGGCCAAAUGGAAGUGUCUUUCAGCAUGAGCUGGAUCACUCCCAACUCCAUCAACUGCAGUGGAAAAGAAAAUGUACCUCACUGUGGAAACACAUGAUUAGUUGGGGCUGUGUACCUCUACUCUUUGUCUAGAAACAGCUGGUAGAAAUGCUUGUGAAAGCAACACCACAUUUCCAUUCUAAUACUAAAGGUUAUGAACAUGGAUCCUUUUGAAUUAGGAACUCCUGCUUCUGGUUGUUAAUGCAAUAUAUACAGCAUAUAAAGACAAUACAAUAUAUAGACAAGAUUUUGUCUUUAGAUAGAUAUGUAAGUUUGUACAAAGGACUACAACUCUGAAGAUAUCUUUAGUGGCUUUUAGAGUGCAGGAAUUCUUAGAUGGUUAGAAAAUGUCUCUAUAUGAAAGCAUAUUAUAUGUUGUUGGGAAGUAUCCAUGUUUAUUCAUAGGUGUCCUUGCCAAGGCGUUACCUUGCCCAAAAUAAAGAAUUAUAACUGGU
Colius striatus (speckled mousebird) is the source of this 2980-nucleotide messenger RNA. It is a transcript of the gene DAP, whose product is annotated as death associated protein. Gene Ontology annotation, molecular function: death domain binding. Gene Ontology annotation, biological process: cellular response to amino acid starvation; apoptotic signaling pathway; negative regulation of autophagy. Lineage: Eukaryota; Metazoa; Chordata; Aves; Coliiformes; Coliidae. The transcript is spliced from 4 exons. The record is from RefSeq and is a predicted model, not a curated record. The coding region runs from base 125 to 439 and encodes 104 amino acids.